AUGCAUAAAUUGGCAUCAAAAUGUAGAUACACACCGAUUAGAGUCUACUCCAGCGCCAGGCCCCUCCGGCUAGAAGACGAAGUCUUACCUGACAAUGUUGUGAAUGUAACCACGAAAAAUUUGCCUAGAUCUCGACCACAAACUCUAAAGUUGAUCGUUAGAGGAUCGCGAGCUUCAGAAUGGAGUCCAAUGGAAUCUCGGUCGAUUGUUGCCGACUAUUUACAGGUAUGCCGUCUUUAUUUGGUCUAUUCAAGUUUUAGUUGUCCAAACAUCGUCUCACCAUGUUAAUCACGACAACAGCGAUGGGUGGAGUGUUUAUGGCUCCAGUUCCUCUCAAUUGGUCCACUCUCGGUUAUUGUGCUUUGGGAACGACGUUAAUGUCGGCAUCAGCAAAUGCUUUUAAUCAUCUGUUGGAAGCACCUUAUGAUGCUCAAAUGAAGAGAACACAGUCGAGAGUUUUGGUAACAAACAGAUUCUCACCUUUGCACGCUGUUUCCUUUGCUGGGACUACUAGUGCACUUGGAGCAACGGCUCUUUGGAUUGGUACGUUGACCUUUUAA
Messenger RNA from Bursaphelenchus okinawaensis, 560 nucleotides. The record is from the annotation of a GenBank genome assembly. NCBI's taxonomy places the organism in Eukaryota, Metazoa, Nematoda, Chromadorea, Rhabditida, Aphelenchoididae.